AUUCACUUGCCUCUAUAAAUCCAAUCUAGGCCUCUCUCUCAUCUUCUAACUUGUUUCUUCUCCUCUAUCAAAUCAGAUCAAAACUUGUGUUUCUUGCUCCCAUAAUAUUGGAUACAUAUUCUCAUAAAUUUCGAAUUUGUAUUUUUUGUCGGCAUAUAAAAAUGAGUUGCAAUGGAUGUAGAGUUCUUCGAAAAGGUUGCAGCGAAACAUGCAUCCUUCGUCCUUGCCUUCAAUGGAUCGAAUCCGCCGAAUCACAAGGCCACGCCACCGUCUUCGUUGCUAAAUUCUUUGGCCGUGCCGGUCUCAUGUCUUUCAUCUCCGCUGUACCCGAACCAAACCGCCCUGCUUUGUUUCAGUCGUUGCUGUUUGAAGCGUGUGGGAGGACAGUGAAUCCGGUUAACGGAGCGGUUGGUAUGUUAUGGACUGGGAACUGGCAAGUGUGCCAAGCGGCGGUUGAAACUGUUCUUCGCGGCGGGACUUUACGACCUAUCUCAGAUCUCCACGACUCUCCGUCGUUGAUAUCUUCAGAUGAGUCUUCCGAGAUCUGGCGGAUGCAGCGUCCAGACGGUUGCCGUUUCUCAACCUCAAGAUCCAAGCUUACUACGACGGGGUGUGAAGAAUCUCCGGUGAACCGUAAACGUUCGAAGACCGAGCGGUCUGAACCGGAUAUUGACCUUCAGUUGAACCAUAGGUUAGCUCUUACCGGACCGGUUGUACCGGUUCCUUUUCUUCAAGCGCAGCCUUUUAAGAAGGCGGUUAAUGGGGAUCAUCCGGGAAGUCCAUCGGAGGAGUCUGUAACGACGUCGUGUUAUGAAAAUGGAAUCAACGGCGAUGGAUACAGAAGCAAAAGAGAGAAAAAGUUAUUAAAUCUUUUUGUUUAAAACCGACGACGCAAACUCUUCGCACUCAGUUUUUUUUCGACGGUCCCUUUUAGGGUUUUUUUGUGAAGCCGCAUAAUUAUUGGCUACCUAAUUAUUUUCUCUAUCGAGAAAUAUGAUAAUUUUUGGUGAUAUAAUACUUUGCCGAUUAGUAUUAUAAAUAAUCUGUUGAGAAUGCUCAAGUCUUUGACACACAUGAAAUAUAGUGGUUCCAACCUUGAAUAUUGUUUCGAUUACUAGCACAACAUAAUUGCAUACAUAGUAGAGAACAUUAGGAAACACAUUUUAAUAAGACGCAUAGCGAUUUUCUCUACUUUGGUCUAUAAAUACUGAUAAAUCCCAACUAAACAGUAUAUUAUAGAACUUCA
Molecule: messenger RNA, 1246 nt
Organism: Eruca vesicaria subsp. sativa (arugula)
Lineage: Eukaryota; Viridiplantae; Streptophyta; Magnoliopsida; Brassicales; Brassicaceae
Source: the annotation of a GenBank genome assembly